AUGAUGAUGAAAAUACUCAUCACUUUCGGUUUCUUUGUCCUCACCAACUCCCAAGUGGAUCGUGAUUGGAGUUUCCAGAGUAUGUGUGCUUUCUGGAAUGGAGACAUUUCGUAUCGCCCGAGAACGAAUGGACUUCAGUCGAUGGAAGGAGACAAGUGCACAUUCGAUUUUCCAGUUUCCACUGAUACUCAGGAAUCAGCAAAAAGGUAUUGUGAAGAGAAUGUUCCCUAUCAUAUCAACGACGCAACACCUGGAUUUCCAACAAAAUGUGCAGCAGAAGCGACAUUAGUUUGUCAAUCUGGAUGGAUUCAGUUGUUUGGGAGAUGUUAUAAAAUGACAAAAGAACUUAAUACAAGACAAGAUGCAGUGGUUCAUUGUAAGGCACAGAAGGAUGAUGCAACGAUUGCUUUCAUUCAUAGAGAAACAUUGCCGUUUCGAAUAAACGAUUAUUUCACUCGUGUUUCUCGUAUCUGGGUGGAUGCAAGUGAGGCCAUCACAAAGGAUCUGAUCGAUAACAAUGUAAAUGGAAACCUAAUUUUGGCACUCGAUGGAUUCGAGUAUAAUCUUCCAAAUCUCGCAUUGACUCGUGUGGAUUCUUCUGAAACUGCGAUGGUUUUAUGUGAAUAUACGCCUUCGAUGACAAUAGCUGAAAGUCAUUAUUUGCUUAGAAGAUAUGGAGAGAUAUACUAUCCAACUGUCUUCACUUCUGAAAAAGCUUAUGUCCGGUCGACGAGUAGUAUUCAGAGACAUAAUGAGAAUAGAAUGGCAGAUAAUGAUUAUUGUUCGAAACUAUUGAAGCCUUUCCUCGGAAAUGUUAAAGCUCAAUCUGCAGUUCCGACGGAAGAAAUGUUGAGAGGAAUUACAGUAAAACGGGAUGCAACAAUUAUUCGAACUUCAGUUUAUUCCGGAGACGCGAAGAGAGAUAGUCGGAUCAGUUCAGAUUGUACUCCAAGUAAAGCGAGGAACUACGGUAUUGAUUACGCAGGAAAUAACGGAAAUCCAUUCUUUAAAUCACUGAAAGACGAUCCAAUUUGGAGAAGUGGAGAGCCGAAAGAAACGUGUGACGGUGGUUCGUGGAGUACUGGAAUCUCAUUGAGUCGAGAUCAUGACAAGAAACUGGAAGCAAUGUCAGAUGCUCGCUAUGCUCCCAUCUAUUGCCAGACUAACUUCGAGACGAUGGGUUAUGGAGAUUGUCCAGAUGGGUUUCAGACGUUCUAUCGUAAAGAGAUCGGACAGAAAUGGUGUCAUAUAUUUGUUUCGAAAAAAAACACAUUUGAUGGAGCAGAGUUGGAAUGUCAAAAAAUGGGAGGCCAUGUCAGUGGUUUCACGAAUCAAGAAGAGUUGGAUUUGAUGGAUAAAAUGUGGGGAGACUCUGGAGCAGAUCCGAAUGAAACGGCUUGGAUUGGUGCCAAGAGGCGAGAGGAGUGUAUCACAAUGGGGAUUGCUAGUAAAAUAGGAGGAUUCCAUCCAGAUGACAAUAAUCCUUGUUCACGUCUCCGCGUAUUCGAAUGGAUCAACGGGGUUGCUCCGAAUCCUCCGGAUUUCCUUACUCGCUGGAUUGCUGAUUACGAGCCCAACUUCUCCGGUAACGACGAAAAGUGUGUUUCGCUUUUGAAAGGAACACACAAUGUAAUAGGAUGGUCGAGUAAGCCAAUCUUUGCAACAAAGAAACUGAAUGAUAUUCCGUGCAAUCAUGGUUUCUACUAUUUCUGUGGACGAGAGGCUCCGAUUGUGAGAAAGAGCUAA
Molecule: messenger RNA, 1746 nt
Organism: Caenorhabditis remanei
Lineage: Eukaryota; Metazoa; Nematoda; Chromadorea; Rhabditida; Rhabditidae
Exons: 5
Coding region: 1-1746 (581 amino acids)
Source: RefSeq, a predicted model, not a curated record